AUGGCUUCAACAUCAGCAUCAGCAGCCGCAUCCACAGCAUCAACGACACCGUCAACACCUACAUCACAACCACAAAGCACACGAAAAUACAACCUCCACAAUCCCCUCCCUCUAUCCGCCGCCCAGGAAGCCGAAGUCAAGCAGCUCUACUACAAACGCGUACGAGCGCAUUGCGCCCCGGAGAUCAAAGCGUUCGCGGAAUGUGCCGUUAAUCGGACGGUAACGGCCACCUGGGUAUGUCGGACUCAGCGGCUGGCCAUGAACUCUUGUAUGGUUGCGCAUGCGAAGCCUGAGGAGGAGGACCGGGCACGGGAGGAGUGGUUCGCGACGCAUGAGGAGAGACGGCGGGCGAGGGAGGAGGAGUUGGCUCGGGUUGAGAAGCGGAGGGAGGAGGUGAUUCGGAUGAUGAGGGAGGAUGAGGCGCGGAGGAAGAGGUAA
Molecule: messenger RNA, 438 nt
Organism: Aspergillus pseudoviridinutans
Lineage: Eukaryota; Fungi; Ascomycota; Eurotiomycetes; Eurotiales; Aspergillaceae
Exons: 2
Coding region: 1-438 (145 amino acids)
Cellular component (GO): mitochondrion
Source: RefSeq, a predicted model, not a curated record